Messenger RNA from Harmonia axyridis, 3062 nucleotides. RefSeq names its product serologically defined colon cancer antigen 8 homolog. Gene Ontology annotation, cellular component: centrosome; centriole. Gene Ontology annotation, biological process: neuron migration; establishment of cell polarity; tube formation. The transcript is spliced from 12 exons. NCBI's taxonomy places the organism in Eukaryota, Metazoa, Arthropoda, Insecta, Coleoptera, Coccinellidae. The record is from RefSeq and is a predicted model, not a curated record. The coding region runs from base 47 to 2713 and encodes 888 amino acids.
UGCAGUCGAAUAGAUGCAAAACUGAUCUGAUAAAAUUCGAGUAGUCAUGGUAAUCGAUCAAACGCAAAAGGCAGAAGUUAUAAAAGGGAUUGAGAUUGGCGAAUUCGAUUCUUUACAUAUUGAAACUCGUAUGAGAAUAAUGUACAGCAGCUCGACUAUGGGCGGUACAAGAAAAUCGAGACCAAGUAGCGGCUACUUAGUCAGACCUCGUAUGGGUAUUUUGAAGAGUUUGUACUCUGGUCGAUCACUGUCCACCCCUACACAAGAAAAGAGGAAAAAGACCAAAAAAAGUGCUAUACCAAGGAUGGAGUUCAGGAAAAAGCCAGAUUAUGCAGAUACUGCAUACAGAGAAGCUGUCUCAAGACUUCGAAUCCUACUUGCUGAAAGUUACACACCCAUCAGAAGAACAUAUCGCGAUAUAGACAGCGCAGGAGAAGAAACAGAUAAUCAGUCUAUAAUAAGCUUGGAAAGCAAGGCAUCAAGACCUCGUCGCUAUUAUCCACCAUAUUAUCCCCCAAUAGUACCUAAAAAGUAUUAUUACCCACAAUUCAAGAGCACACUAAACUCGAAACCCUUAAAUAUACAGGAUAAGGAUGAUGAUCCUCCAAAAUAUGAAAAUACAUCCGCUCCACCUGAGAUAUUAUCUUAUCUCGAACAACAAGAUGAUUAUAUCGAUCAACUCGAAAAAGAAUCCAGAUUCUGCAGGACCGAACUUUCAACACUUUUGAGUAAAGUGAAGGAGGUAGUUAAUGAAAAUGAAGUUCUACACGAGAAGCAAAAGAAUAAGUUUCUUAAAUCAGUUUUCGAUGAAUUGGAGCCAGAGACAGAAACAACUGAAACAGAAACGGAAUCGAAAAAAAAGCAUUCAAAAUCGCCUUCAAAGAAGAAGACACAAAUGUUCGAUGCGCCCUCGAUAGUAUUCGAGUCACGAAUAUCAGAAUUAGAGGCACAGUUAACACAAGCAAGGAUCGAUUUGAAGAAAGCACAGGAAGAAAACGACAACUAUAAAAGAAAAAUAGCUGACGGAACUAUAAUCUUGGAUGGAGUUGGUACGGAAUCUUACAAACGACAAAUCGAAAAUUUACAUAGAGAAAAGAGUCAGCUACAAGAAUCAGUUGCAAAGCUUGAGAAUGCUCUCACCAAGUUAAAAUGCAAAGAAAACGAUACAUCAGAUGCUGUGAAAAGAAGUUUGGAUGCUGCAGAGCAUGCUCAGUAUGAGAAGACUGCUGCCGAAUUGGAAAUAAGAAGAUUGAAGGAUGAGUUAGAACGUCAACACAGUAAACUGAGAGAUGCAAUAACAGAUCAAAAUCGCAGAAUAUCGGAUGAAAGAAGUGCUGUUGAGAGAAGAUAUACACAACAAAUCGAACAACUAACAACAGAGCUGGGAGUGCAAUGGGAAACAACAAAUAAAUUACAAUUGGAACUGGACAAACAGAGGAGAGAAAACGGAGAUCUUAGAAGGGAAUGUGCUCAGAAACAGGCUCUCAUCGAUGAACUGAAAAAAGACAUGCAAAGUAAGAUAAUAACACUCCAAUCGGACAUAGGUGUAACUGGUGCGGAAAAAAGUGCAUUGGAACAACAGAUCUCUUCACUUCAGCUAGCGAAUGAAAGGAAUGAGAGGUAUUACAAGCAAGAAAUAGCGAGGUUGCAAGCUGAGAUGCAAUCUCUGAGGCAAAGGUCCGACAGAGCUGAUGCUGAUCUCAUCCACAGUAGACGGGAAAAUCUGAGGUUGAAUGAACAGGUAGCUUCCUUGGAAAAAGAGAUGAAAUUGAAUGCUGCCCUUUCGGAAGAAGCAAAUAGGAGAGGUGCUGCUACAUCAGAGGUUGUAGCUCUUCCACCUCCUACUCCCAGGAAAGAUGAUAAAGAAGAACUAGGGUCUUUGAUUCAUGAUCUCGAGUCCAAACAUGGAAUGGACCGAGGAAGCACCAAAAGCGAGUCCGCUUCACCUUCAGUCCAACCGACCAAACGCAAGGAACCCAUUAAACUAGAUAUUAGUGUCAAAGUGAUCCCAAAAUCUCGUAAGGGAUCAAAAAGCAAAUUUAGCCUUAGAGAACCUCGAAUUACUUGCACGUCUGAGAGAAGUGUGGGAUUGCUUGAAAGAAGUCACAACAGAGGAAAAAUCCGAGAUGAAAGAAGUCAUUCAGCUGGCAAUGCACAACAAGAAUCAUUGAACAAUCAACAACCAGAACAUGAACAGCACCGUACGGACAAGCCUGUGCCCCAACAAAAUUCACCAACCCCUCAAACAGACAUUUCAGAUGAAAAACCAAUAGACAAUAAACCCGGGGAUCAAUUGACAUCAGAUGCUGAUAAACAACAAACAAUUUCUGAACAAUCUGAGGGGCAGUAUCCUCAAUACGACACAGACCCCAAUCAGCAAUACGAUCAACAAUACAUGUCGGAGGAGCAAUAUGACCAGCAACAGUACGAUCCCAAUUACCAAUACGACCCAAAUACUGCAUAUCAAACAGGUCCCAAUGGAGAAUAUUUAACUGACCCAAAUCAACAGUAUCAAGAUCAAUAUGCUUAUGAAAACCAACAAUACCAGAAUGAUCCAAAUCAGCAGUAUUCAGAAGGAAUGGUGCCUCAAUAUAGCACUGAUACAAAUCAACAAUUCACCACAGAAGCAUUUGAACAGAAUCCUUCUGAUCCAAAUCAACAAUAUCCAGUAGAACCUGGUCAAACUACGGAAGGCAAUUCAUAUCAACAGUAAACUAUUCAGUAGGGUUAGGCUCUCACAUAUGCAAUUAUUUCAUUUUAUAGGGGAAUAGAUUAUUGAAUUUAUUCAAAUUUGUUUUGGUUGAAAUGUAAAUAUUUCCAUAGUUUUAAUUGAAUCAAUUAUCUUAAUUUGAGAUGGAUACUUUGAGAAUUGGAUCAUUUUAAUAUACAUGUAUUCGAAAAAUAGGGGAAUACCGGUCAGAAUGUCCAAAUAUUGGGAGAAGAUUCAAAAUACUACAGUUUAUGGUUGACUUGGUUUUAGUUUAGUGAACAGCGAAUAUCUCGACUCCAAACUUCCUAAAUUAGUUUUUCAUUUACCAAUAAAUUUAAUAGAUUGCAAACAA